UGGGUCCGCGGUGGGGCGCUGCGCGGCGGGGACGAGCUCCGGGCCCGGCGCCCGGCCAGCAGCUGCCUCAGCAUGGAGAGCCACGCAGGCCUGGCGGCCACCCCCAGGGCACUGCCUUACUACGUAGCUUUCUCCCAGCUGCUGGGCCUGAUCGCGGUGGCCACGACUGGUGCCUGGCUCGGUCUGUACAGGGGCGGCAUCGCCUGGCAGGGCGUCCUGCAGUUCAACGUGCAUCCCCUCUGCAUGGUCAUAGGCCUGAUCUUCCUGCAGGGAGAUGCCCUGCUGGUUUACCGUGUCUUCAGGAACGAGACCAAACGCACAACCAAAGUCCUGCACGGGCUGCUACACGUCUUCGCGUUCAUCAUCGCCCUGGUGGGCCUGGUGGCGGUGUUCGACUACCACAGGAAGAAGGGCUACGCUGACCUGUACAGCCUGCACAGCUGGUGUGGCAUCCUCGCGUUUGUUCUCUACUUCGUGCAGUGGCUCGUGGGCUUUGGCUUCUUCCUGUUCCCUGGAGCUUCGUUUUCUCUGCGGAGCCGCUACCGCCCGCAGCACAUCUUCUUUGGCGCCACCAUCUUCCUGCUCGCUGUGGGCACAGCCCUGCUGGGCCUGAAAGAGGCGUUGCUGUUUAAACUUGGGGCCAAAUAUAGCACGUUUGAGCCUGAGGGCGUCCUGGCCAACAUACUGGGCUUGCUGCUGGCCGGCUUUGGCGUGACUGUGCUCUACAUUUUGACUCGCGCUGACUGGAAACGGCCACCCCAGGCGGAGGAACAGGCUCUCUCCAUGGACUUCAAGACGCUGACUGAGGGCGACAGCCCCAGCUCCCAGUGACGGCCUGCCCUCGUCCCACAGGGAGGGUCUGGCUGCGGCUGGCCUCCUCGGUUCCGGGAGGUUCUGAUAGGCGUCUUUGCCGUGCCCUGUCGAGGCCGUCUUUAGGCAGGGUGGCUCUCGGGGAGGGCUCGGCAGUGUCGGUAGGGACCGUGAGGGCAGCGUUCCCCCUCGAGCGCUGAUUUCUGGGGUUUAGGGCUUGACCUCCUCUACUUUCUUCUCCUUGCUGCUGCUUUAGAGUCCUGUUAGUCAUGCACAGACCCCUGCCCCUGUUGUCGCUCAAAUCAAGAAGCUUUGGGUAGAGUUUUGGGUGGUCAGGCCUGGUCACAAAGGCAUAGAUCCCUGAAGGAGAUGCAGGGUGGCUCUCCCCUUGAGGCAGCGGAUGCUGGGCCGCGUCCAGUGGCUGCAGAGAGCACAAGGCUGUGGGAUAAACUGGGGCUCAGCGACAGGCCUGGCAAGGCCAAGACUUGCUUUAUGUAACACUGAAUUCAAACCAGGAGUCUCGCUAGUCUGAAUAACACGGUGGUGUGAAUGGGCCCAGUCUUUGGCAGUAGAGCAAGUGAUAUUAUGUGUAAAAUAUGUUGGUAUUCGGAGCGAGGUUCCCCAGGAGAGGGGAGGGACUGGCCCCUGGGAAGCUCUGGAGAUGUGGCUUUGGCCCAGCUGUGCUCUUGGCCUCCCCUCUCUUCAGUCCUCAGCCCCAAGAUGCUGUGCUGGGAGAGGGACAGGGCACAGGACUGAGACAAACUGUACUUGGCGGCUGAGAGAAGGGGAAGGAGGUGGCCCCUCGCACUGGCGGGCUGGGUGGUAGGCUGGCCACUCCCUGCAGGGGCCCGGGCCACCAGUGCCCCAGUGUCCCUGCCCUCACAGCCUGGCUCUGACUCGAGGCCGAGGGCAUACGUCUUGUUUUUGUUUUUAAACAAAAAACUGCCCUGUUGCCCCCUUUCCCUUUCAGUGGGGAAGGCAGGGCCGCCUGCUUCUGUCCAGGAGGAAAGCCUCAUCCCCUUACCUGGGCCCAUCUUUGCAGGAGGUUGGGACGGAGUUGGAAUUGGGUUAAUUCCCCCCAGCUGUGUAAGUGUGUUAUGCUGCCGCCUGAGUCACUCUUUGGAUUCAGUCUGGAAGUAACGUGAUCAGAGCAUUGACCUUGUGCUUCUUGGACUUGGGGAAUGCUCUCUUCUUGUUUUCCUCAUUUUCUGGGCUUUGAGGAACAUAACAGUUUGAGACAGACACAGCUUACUUAAGUGAAGAAAUGAAUGAGGUUUCUAAGCCCGGCUACUGUUCUGUAGAUGGGUUGCCUUUUUCUCACCUAACCGCUGCCUUAGAGAAAGGGGCUGGCCGCUUCUGAUGCUCAGAUUUCUAACCCUCCGCUUUGCCACAGGCCCUGCCUUAGGCAACAACGCCAGUUCUCCCAGCAGGUGCCUGCAGGUCCGGAGCCCUCCCCAGCAGGGCUGCCCAGGCCCCUCGGAGCCUCUCCCGGCCUCCCUGUCCCAGCCUCCCUGCCUCCGCCGCAGCUUGUCUGGAGGCUACGCCGCGUGCUCCGCCAGGAAGGGGCUCCGUCAAUUCUUUCACCACCUGGCUCAUGCUGAAUAGCCAGGUAUUUUACAGGUGGAGAGACUCCUGCUUGGACAAACUACCAAAGUACAACUGUGUAUCUACCCGCUCCCCGCCCUCCCCCACCCCCCCGCCUCAGAAUGCCACUUAGAGAAACGGAACCUUAAAUUUGCAGUAAAAAUCUGUAAACUGGUCUGUUUGCCAACGUGUAUGUUGGAUGAUUAAGGAGGCCCCCUGAAAGCUGAUCCAUUGUGGUUUAUUUUACUUUGCCUGUGGCCAGUUGUCUGUGAAGUACAAUGUAGCGUCGGUGCAACAGAUGAUUCAAUAAAUGUCUACAGCUGA
Molecule: messenger RNA, 2718 nt
Organism: Herpailurus yagouaroundi (jaguarundi)
Lineage: Eukaryota; Metazoa; Chordata; Mammalia; Carnivora; Felidae
Gene: CYB561
Product: cytochrome b561
Exons: 6
Coding region: 73-831 (252 amino acids)
Cellular component (GO): lysosomal membrane
Molecular function (GO): oxidoreductase activity
Source: RefSeq, a predicted model, not a curated record